ACAAAAAUCUUUUCAAGCGUUGACUGCUUUCGAAAGGAAGAAGUGUCAUCUCUGUGUCCAAGGAAAACCCCUGUGAAGUUUGUCCAGGAAGCUAACAUCAUGCCGAAAAAAUCAAGUCGCCCUCCUCCAUAUAGAGGCAGACAUCACCACAGAUCCUCCCAUCGCACACCUUCUUACCACCCAGAUGAAAUGCUUCACUUUUACCGCUGGACAUCACCCCCAGGUGUCAUGAAGAUUUUGUGCAUCAUCAUCAUCAUUAUGUGUGUGGCUAUGUUUGCCUGCGUGGCCUCCACACUGGCAUGGGACUAUGACGCAAGCAGCAUGGGGCUUGGCGGUCUUGGGAUGGGCUUUGGAAGUCAAGGCGGCUCCGUCAGUGGAACGUAUGGUGGUGGAUAUGGAGGAAGUUAUGGUGGGGGUCUUGGAGGCUAUGGAGGAGGCAUGUACAUGGAUCCGAAAACAGGCAAGGGCUUUAUCAUCGCGAUUGCAGGAAUCACCUUUAUCACUGUGCUCAUCAUCUUCAUCCUCGUGGUGUCGAGGCAAAACACUUCACAGUCUCCCUCAUUCUAUCUGGCCUCCAUCAUUAUUUGUGCCAUCCUGGCUGUACUCAUGCUCAUCGCCACCAUUGUGUACCUGGUCGCUAUUAACCCCACUUCUCAGACGUCUGGAUCCAUGAUGUAUAAUCAGAUAUUGCAGCUGUGUGCACAAUACCAGAACCAAGAUCAGGCCUCUGGGAUCUUCCUCAAUCAAUAUUUAUACCACUACUGUGUAGUGGAGCCUGAAGAGGCUAUUGCCGUUGUUCUUGGAUUUCUGGUGGUGGUUGGGCUGAUCAUCCUACUUGUGUUUGCGGUGAAGACCCGAGGGCAGAUCAGGAGAUACGGCAGGGAGCGCGUUCUGUGGUAUGAUGUGAAGACCAUCACUGAUGGCCUCACUUCUCAUGGCAUCGGGGAAUGGGUGAAUAAUGUGUCUGGAGAUCCAGAGGCUUUUGUGAAGGACCGCAAUGACCAAAUCAGUGUUGCACAGCCAAUGGUUCACAGCCAGAAACCAAUUUACCUUCCAAGUAGCGGUUCUGACUUGACAAGUUCUUUGAGUGGACUGAAGGGCAAACUAAGAGACUAUGACACUAGAUCUGGAGAUGAGCUGGACACCGACUAUGAAAUUGAAUAUCCUCCCAUCAUUAAUGAGCAGGAGAGGCUUGAGUACAAGAGAGAGUUUGACAGAGAUCACAUGGAGUAUAAGCGUCUUCAGGCUGAGCUAGAUGAUAUUAAUCAGGGCUUGGCUGAUGCAGAUCGAGAGCUGGACAGAUUACAGGAAGGCAGCCCACAGUUCUUGGAUGCCCUGAGUGAUUACAACAGGCUCAAAAGUUUGAAGAAGUCUGCAGACUAUCAGAUGAAGAAGAAAAAGUGUAAGCAGCUAAAGAGUAAACUCUCCCUCCUCAAAAGAAGGGUCAGCGACUAUGACCACAGGCAAUAAAAACCUGGAACUGGAAACUCAUUAAGGCACAUUGUCACAUGAAGGUUUUGCUUUGGGACUUUAUCUGUAUUUCUGUAUUAAAGAUGUGUAUCACUGUAUUAUUAUCAAGAAAUGGAUGGCUGCUGUUUUAUACGUAUAGACAGAUUUUUGCUUUUGAGCCAAACUAAACUUCAAAAUAUUGUGGCAUUUAUGAAGUAUUUAAUUUAAUUGUUUUUAAAGCUAAAUGAUGUUGUCUCCUAACCUUUUAUCUUUUGCUGUAGUACUUUUAGUCAAGCCAAGGUUAGUGUAUAUUAAGUAUGAGCAAGACUGUGACCACUUGUUGUAGUUUUAGGGAUCUCCAAGCAGACAUUCUAAUACAUGUUUUUAUUUUAUUUUAUUUUUUAUAAUGUUUUAUUGGAUUUUCUUUUUUUUUUAAUUUUUUUUUUUUUUGUAUAACUUGCUGAUUAAUCUGUCACCGGAAUAGCAAUAUUCUCUGCAGCAAUAUUGUUUUCUUAAGGUACACACCUAGAGAAUGGGUGUGAAUUCAAUUGUAAUUAUGUAAUUAAUAUAAUUAGCCUCCUUCAGACUAUUAUAUCAAAUGUUUAAGAUAUUAAUUGAGUAAUUUUAAUGUGGCAGGCAAAUGAUGUUGAAUGUAGCGCCUACAGUAGGCUACAUUUUUGCUUGCAUUUAUGUACAUAGGAAAAUAAAGCUUUUCAAUUUCAAAA
This is a messenger RNA of Ctenopharyngodon idella (grass carp), 2174 nucleotides long. RefSeq names its product occludin b (gene oclnb). Gene Ontology annotation, biological process: bicellular tight junction assembly. NCBI's taxonomy places the organism in Eukaryota, Metazoa, Chordata, Actinopteri, Cypriniformes, Xenocyprididae. The record is from RefSeq and is a predicted model, not a curated record. Gene Ontology annotation, cellular component: cytoplasmic vesicle; bicellular tight junction; apical plasma membrane.